AUGACUGGGCGCGUGCUGAGCGCAUGCUGCUUCAUCCUACAACUUGCUCUCUGUGUAGCUAACGCUGCUAACGGCAGCUUCCCCCUGCUCCUCGAUGCUACGCUGGACGAGCUGCGGCAGGGCCUCGACUCAGGCGCCUUCUCCAGCGUCGACCUGACCAAGGCCUACAUCGCCCGCAUAAACGAAGUCAAUGGCCAGCUGCACGCCGUCAACGAGAUCAACCCCGACGCGCUGAAGAUCGCCGCCGAGCGGGACAAGGAGCGCUACAACGGCACCGUCGGUCCCCUGCACGGGAUCCCCAUCCUCAUCAAGGACAACAUCGCCACGGACGACAAGAUGAACAACACGGCCGGCUCCUUCGCCCUGGUCGGCGCCCGGCCGCCGCGGGACAGCACCGUCGCCGCGAAGCUGCGCAAGGCCGGCGCCGUCAUCCUCGGCAAGGCGAAUCUGUCGCAGUGGGCCAACUUCCGCAGCGACAACGGCAGCUCCGGCUGGUCCUCCGUCGGCGGGCAGGCCAUCGGCGCCUACUUCCCCGGCCAGGACCCGUCCGGCUCGUCGUCCGGCAGCGGCGUCGCGUCCUCGGUCGGCCUGGCCUGGGCGUGCCUCGGCACCGAGACCGCCGGCUCCAUCAUCUCGCCCUCCGAGGAGAACAACCUCGUCGGCAUCAAGCCCUCGGUCGGCCUCACCUCGCGCUACCUGGUGGUGCCCAUCUCCGAGCACCAGGACACUGUCGGCCCGAUGGCGCGCACCGUCAAGGACGCUGCGCACCUUCUGCGCGCCAUCGUCGGCAAGGAUUGCCACGACAACUACACGUCCGCCAUCCCCUUCGCCGACAAGGAUGUCCCGGACUACGUCGCUGCCUGCAAGACCUCCGGCCUGCAGGGCAAGCGCAUUGGCGUGCCGCGCGGGCUGGCCACCGGCGGCGAGGACUCGGGCUUCCCCGCGGCCGUCGCGACGGCGUUCCGCCACGCGCUGGGGCUCCUGCGCGCCAGUGGCGCCGUCCUCGUCGAGGACGUCGACUUCCCCGGCUACGAGCAGCUCGGAAGCGCCAACGAUGUGGUGCUCAAGGCCGACUUCGUCACCGGCGUGCGCGAGCUGUACCUGAAGCACCUGAAGACGAACCCGCACAACGUGACCUCGCUCGCCGACCUGCAGGCCUUCACCCACCGGGACCCCCGGGAGGGCUGGCCGGAGCGCGACACGGGCAUCUGGGACUCGGCCCUCGCGCUGGGCUUCGGCAACGACUCGCCGCAGUUCCGGGAGGCUUACCAGGAGCAGCUCACGUUGGGCGGGGAGGGAGGCCUGGCGGGCGCGCUGAAGAAUCGCACGCUGGACGCCGUGUUCGCGCCGUCGGGCUACGCGUCCGGCCUGGCGGCGCUGCUGGGCCACCCGGUCGUUACGGUACCGAUGGGCCGCAUGCCGAACGACACGAAGGUUACGCAGAACGGCUUCGGCAACUUGAACGCGACGGCCCCGAACCAGCCGUUCGGGGUGGCGUUCGCGGGGGAUCACUUUACGGAGGAGGCUCUCAUCGGCAUGGCGUAUGCGCUGGAGCAGCAGACGUUGGUUCGCGAAAAGGUGCGCCCGAUUGUCCUGCCCAAGACGGAGCUGAAUGAUGUUGUCGGCAAGUGA
This is a messenger RNA of Cordyceps fumosorosea ARSEF 2679, 1632 nucleotides long. Its product is annotated as glutamyl-tRNA(Gln) amidotransferase subunit A. The transcript has a single exon. The coding region runs from base 1 to 1632 and encodes 543 amino acids. NCBI's taxonomy places the organism in Eukaryota, Fungi, Ascomycota, Sordariomycetes, Hypocreales, Cordycipitaceae. The record is from RefSeq and is a predicted model, not a curated record.